Hepatospora eriocheir is the source of this 213-nucleotide messenger RNA. NCBI's taxonomy places the organism in Eukaryota, Fungi, Microsporidia, Hepatosporidae. The record is from the annotation of a GenBank genome assembly.
AUGGUAUUCAAAGUUUCAUUUGAAAUACCUAAAAAUUUUUUUGAAGAAUCAAAUCUUUUAACUAUGUUUUGUGGUCUCAAUAGUGGUUUUUUAGCAAAUUUUUUAGUUAUUAAACCAAAAUUCUUUAGAAUUCUUGCUACAGUAAACCUGGAAAUUUCAAUUUUAAAGUUAUUACAAAAAAUUUUUGUAAUAUCCAUUAAACUCAAUCUAUGA